Molecule: messenger RNA, 1113 nt
Organism: Lotus japonicus
Lineage: Eukaryota; Viridiplantae; Streptophyta; Magnoliopsida; Fabales; Fabaceae
Exons: 2
Coding region: 1-1113 (370 amino acids)
Source: RefSeq, a predicted model, not a curated record
AUGGCGAAUGAGAAUGCCCCGUGUGACCUGGAGACUAAAAGAGAGGUUUGGAGGAAACUUUUGGUUUGGAAACAAUUUCUUCCUGCAGCGUCCUGGUGUAUAGGUGGGGAUUUUAAUGCGGUGUGGUCAAGUGCGGAAAGGAGAGGAGAUUCGAUUAGCCCAAGCUACGGAAGAAGGGAGAUGGAGGACUAUAAUCAGUUUAUCUUUCAUAUGGAGCUUGUGGACAUUCCCAUUAUCGGGAAACGGUUCACGUGGUUCAGGCCAAAUGGCAAUUCAAUGAGCCGGCUUGAUAGGUUGCAGGCUUGGAAUAAAGAAGUGUUUGGUGACUUAAAGAAGCAAAAGAAGGUAAUAACUGAGGAGAUGGAAAACAUAGAUAAGAAGAAUGAAGUUGUGGGACUAUCAGAGGUGGAGUCCUUGAGGAGUAAGGAGCUUCUUGGUGACCUUUGCAAGGUAUCUAAGUUGAAUGAGUCAAUCAUGUGCCAGAAGGCUCGCUCUAGAUGGUUGAAGGAGGGGGAUAGAAACACGAAGUUCUUCCACUCUUGCGUGAAUUGGCGAAGACGAACAAACAAUCUGGUGGGCCUCUCAGUGAAUGGUAUAUGGGAAGAGGAACCGGAAAACAUAAGGAGGGAGGUGAAGAUCUUCUUUGAGAGUCGUUUCAAAGAAGUAGAGUGCCCGAGUUUGAAUCUUGAUGGUGUCCCGUUUAGCAGCAUAUCUUGUGAUGAUAAUGCCCUCUUGUGUGAUGCUUUUGAUCCUCGGGAUAUUAAGGCGGCAGUAUGGGAUUGUGAAGGAGACAAGAGUCUGGGCCCGGAUGGAUUUAACUUCAAAUUCAUCAAGGAAUUAUGGCACCUUAUGCAUGGAGAUAUUCAGAGGGUACUCAAUGAAUUUCAUGCUAAUAGUGCCUGGCUGCAUGGGAGCAACUCGUCGUUUGCUUUGAUCCCUAAAUGUGAUUCUCUGCAGGGCUUAAACGAUUAUAGGCUCAUAUCUCUAGUUGGUUGCAUGUACAAAAUAGUGGCAGAGAUGCUUGCAAAUAGGCUCAAGGAGGUGCUUCAUAAGGUCAUUGGGGCAGAAUGUAAGGCCCUAAACUCAUUUUGUACUAUUCAAGUGAAAAAUUGA